AUGCCUAUCCAAAUAUCUCCCUUAACCCCCAAAGAUAUUCCCUCCGCAGUCCACUGCAUCCAAGCAGCCUUCGCCGAUGAUCCCUACAACCACUGGAUCUUUCACAGAGAGAACUUCUCCCUCGCCCGAAACACCCACAGCCUUUCCAUACGUUGCAAAUGGGGCAUAGAGCAUGCUCUCUUCCACGUAGCCAAAGAUACCUCCGAUUCGGAGGGGAAAGUUCUCGGAGUGGCUUGUUGGCUUCCACCCUCGAAUGCCAAGGAGCCGCAGACCUUGAAAAGCUGGUUUGGGGAUUGGUGGCUGUGGUGGGAGCAGGUCAAGAUGAACCUCUCGCUGGGCCGUGGUGGCUUGAACACGAAACGAUACUACAUCUGGAAAGCAGCACAAGCGUCAGCUCAAAGCGAACUGUGGACAGACGAGCAAGGCUAUUACUUCUGCAACAUUGUGACAGUUCUUCCUGAAGCUCAAGGCAAAGGAAUUGGGAAACUACUAUUUCGACAUGUUACCGAUCAAGCUGAUCGCGAGGGCCGUAAAUGCUAUCUGGAGUCCAGCAGAGCUGAGCCCAACAUGGCAAUAUACGAACGCAUGGGGUUCCAAUUAGUCAAGGAGAUGGUGUGUGAUGAUGAUGGAGACAGCAUCACAUUAUAUUGUAUGAUGAGGCCGCCGCAGGAGAUGUGA
This is a messenger RNA of Sphaerulina musiva SO2202, 678 nucleotides long. Its product is annotated as acyl-CoA N-acyltransferase. Bases 1 to 678 code for a protein of 225 amino acids. Gene Ontology annotation, molecular function: acyltransferase activity, transferring groups other than amino-acyl groups. The transcript has 2 exons. The record is from RefSeq and is a predicted model, not a curated record. NCBI's taxonomy places the organism in Eukaryota, Fungi, Ascomycota, Dothideomycetes, Mycosphaerellales, Mycosphaerellaceae.